Molecule: messenger RNA, 561 nt
Organism: Trichoplax adhaerens
Lineage: Eukaryota; Metazoa; Placozoa; Uniplacotomia; Trichoplacea; Trichoplacidae
Exons: 3
Biological process (GO): positive regulation of transcription by RNA polymerase II
Cellular component (GO): nucleus
Molecular function (GO): transcription cis-regulatory region binding; protein binding
Source: RefSeq, a predicted model, not a curated record
GCGGCUAAAGGCAACAUCGCCGUAAUCGAAUUUUUACUCCGACAUAACGCAAACAUUUCUUCUGUUGAUGAAGUGCAGCGAAAUUGUCUCCAUUUCGCCGUUCAAAAUGGCCACAUACAAUUAGUUCAAUAUUUACUACGAGUAAGUUUUAAAAAAACCAAUAAAGAUGGCUGGACCGCUUUGCAUAUUGCAGCUGCUAACGGCUACUUUGAAGCUACCAAAUUGCUGAUCCAUAAAGGAGCUUCAGUAAACAUAUACAACCAUCAGUAUAAAACGCCAUUUUUCCUAGCAAGUUUAUACGGGCAUUUACCCAUUAUGACAUUGCUAAUAGACGUAGGUUCCGAUGUUGAUGCUGUCGAUCAUACCAAGAAAACACCGUUAAUGUGUGCUGCUGCAAAAGGCCAUAUCGCGGUAAUUGACUACUUAUUCCGGCAUAAUGCUAGUAUUUCUUCCGUCGAUGAAGUACAUCGAAAUUGUCUUCAUCUCGCUGUUCAAAAUGGCCAUGUGCAGCUAAUUCAACAUUUAAUACGAGUAAGUUAUCUACAAAUAUAUGGUUACUAA